Molecule: messenger RNA, 1365 nt
Organism: Torulaspora globosa
Lineage: Eukaryota; Fungi; Ascomycota; Saccharomycetes; Saccharomycetales; Saccharomycetaceae
Gene: LTV1
Product: ribosome biogenesis protein LTV1
Exons: 1
Coding region: 1-1365 (454 amino acids)
Biological process (GO): ribosomal small subunit export from nucleus; ribosomal small subunit biogenesis
Cellular component (GO): cytosol; nucleus; preribosome, small subunit precursor
Source: RefSeq, a predicted model, not a curated record
AUGUCGAAGAGAUUCAGCAAGAAAAAUGCACAAAAGUACGUUGUCGUUCACAGACCGCACGAUGAUCCUCAUUACUAUGAUUCAAACGCUACCGACCAUGUUCUGGUUCCUGUAGCUUCUCCAGGACAAAAGCCUGGUUCAAAAGACACGCAAGGGAUACUGGAGCGAAAAUCGGCUUCACAACGGUUGGAGAAGCGCAACGAACACUUGGGUGAAGCAGCUCUAUAUGGGAUUACUUUCGAUGACUCCAAAUACGACUACACUCAGCAUUUGAGACCCAUUGGUAGAGAUCCUGAGAACUCAUUCUUUAUCCCAGCGAAGACGAGUGAGCCCAAGAAGAAGUCCCUUGACGAUUUAUUGGUCGAGCCUAGAUAUGGGGACGAACAACAAGCGGCGAAAGGGAGCAGCUCUGUCUUCCAGAGAGGGAUUGCCAAACCGGAGUACCUGCUCCAUCAGCAGGAAGUGCCUGAAGAGAUCAGUGGGUUCAGACCAGACCUGAAUCCGGCAUUGCGAGAGGUGCUGGAAGCGCUAGAAGACGAGGCUUAUGUGGUCAACGACGACAUUGUGGUUAAAAAAUCUGAUUUGAAGACGCAAGAGGGUGCAAGCGAGCAGGAUAACGAAGAAGACGACAUAUUUGCAGAGCUGCUCGAAAGCGGGCAAGCCGAAGAUGCAGAAGCAUUCGCAGACCAGCUGGACGAGUGGGACGUCGAUAACCUGGGGGAUUAUGAAGAGGAGCAGUAUCAUGAAGAGCUGGCUACAUUCGCAAACGUUGAGAACCUAGAGGACCUGAGAAACCUCGAUUACCAAGCGGACGUCAGAAGGUUCCAGAAGCAACAAAAGCAGGCCAACGACACAGACGGCGAACUUGAAGAGCUCGAGAGUCUCAGCCCAGAACUCGAAGACCAAGACGUCCUCGGCGAUCUGCCAAGCUUCGCACAGAAGGCGGGCAAAAAGAGGAAAGAGCGUCGCAAGAAGGGCGCUAUGUCCGACGUCUCUGGCUUUUCGAUGACUUCGAGCGCCAUUGCACGUACUGAGACAAUGACUGUUUUGGACGACAAAUACGACCAGAUAAUAUCGGGCUACGAAAACUACCAGGAGGAACAGCUAGAAGACGAAGACAACUACCAACCGUUCGACAUGUCCAAGGAGCGGCCCGACUUCGAAUCGAUGUUGGACGACUUCCUCGACAACUAUGAGCUCGACAGCGGCGGCCGCAAGUUGGUCAAGAAAGACGAAGAGAUAGACAGGCUGAAGCGAGCUGCCGAUGAGGUAAGUAAAGGCAAGUUGUCGCAGCGAAGAAAUCGCGAGAGAAACAACAAAGCGGUCAACAAAAUCACAAACACUCUAAGCGCACUACAACUGUGA